AUGAGCCACUACGCGGUCGCGGGCAUCCUGUAUUUUCUGACGCACCCGAGUCUCUGGCUCACAACGCUCUGCCCGAUGAUCAUGACCAUCAUCGUCGGUAUCGUGUCGGUCGUUCUGCUCUUCAGCGCUGGCCUCUACCCGCAGGCGUACGGCCUUGAGGAGGCCGGUCUCUCGGCGACGUGGGCGUGGGUCCUCGCCAUCUUCCUCGUCGUGCUCGAGAUCUUCCUCGUCGUGCUCAUCUACUCGCAAACGUGCACGCCGUGCUUCAUGGAUGCCAUCUUUGAGAAGACGCUCAAGCUGCGCGGCUUCACCGAGCUUGUCGACAACAGCGAGGCGCACUCGGGCUGCGGGCGCGCGUGCCGCGCGUGCUGCAAAGUGAGCUGCCUCUCGCAGAUCUUCAUUUUGAUUGUGACGUUUCCGCUCAACUUUAUCCCGAUCAUUGGCACGAUUGCGUACGUGUACCUCAACAGCCGCUUUAAGGCCUGGGAGUACCAUCUCUUGUACUUUGAGAUGCGCGGCAUGAAGUACGAAGACCAAAAGGCAAUUGUCGACGCACGCAAGCUCGAGUACGCGUCGUUUGCUGAUUCCGUUUUUCGGCUUCCUUUUUUGUUUACGAACACGGUCGGCGCCGCGCUCUUCGCCGCCGACAUUGAAGAGAGUCUGCGGGCGGAAGACCACGGCAAUGUCCACGCGUCGGCCGCCAAGGUGGUCUAA
Saprolegnia parasitica CBS 223.65 is the source of this 714-nucleotide messenger RNA. RefSeq lists its product as hypothetical. The record is from RefSeq and is a predicted model, not a curated record. The coding region runs from base 1 to 714 and encodes 237 amino acids. Lineage: Eukaryota; Oomycota; Saprolegniomycetes; Saprolegniales; Saprolegniaceae. The transcript has 2 exons.